GCGGACCCGAGAGCGAGAGCGCGCUGGAUUAAGCGCGUGCGUGUGUCAGUGUGGCGUAGCGGCGCUCGUGCUACUUACUCCGAGUCACAACGAGCUGACGUCUCGUGGGCCGGAACAGCUACAUUACAGUAAAACGAAUAAGAAUUAGCAAAAAUAAAUACUACGACAGUCGCUUCGCCGCCGAGACGAAGGGAUGGAGUUCCCUGUGGAUGUGCUAGAAGCCACGAGUCACGGGGAGCUUGAACGCUCGGCUCGUAGCUACAUGAACGAGCUGCUUUACGCUGACCCUGACCACGCACAAUACUUCACACUGCCUGGUGGGAAGGAGGUUCAGAUCGGUCUGUCAAGUGUGGGCUUUGUUCCUCUGUAUGGAGCCAAUCUCCAGCACAAAAUCCUGGCUCUCUUCACCCCACAGGACCAACAUACAGCUGUGGCUUUAUUUUUGGCUAAUAAGUGGUACUCUAUGGAGGAUAUCCUAAAAACAGCAAAUUCCAAGCGUGACCGGCUCAUCAAGGUAAGAACUGUGGGUGAAAGGAUUGUCUUGUACGUGUUGAACCGCAUUGUUUACCGCACUAAAGAGAUGGGAAGUAGAGAGAUGCCCUUCCUGUGCCACGGUGAAAACGACUAUGCCAAAAUCCUCUGGAAGAAUGGCGAAGCUGUUGGCUUCUACUCAGUCAAACCAAAAGGUAGCCUGUGUAAUAAUUCUUUGGGUCAGUGCUACUUCCUCCCUGUCAUGGACUCCAUAUUUGUGAGGAAAGCUCACCGGGGUAAAGGCUAUGGGCUGCAGAUACUGGAGGAUUUUGUGGAUUCUUUUAAUGAGGAUGAACUUGGCCUAAGGUACCCUUUGUCUCCAGCUAUGACAAAUGUGUGUAGGCGUUAUCUGGACCGUUACCCAGCUGAUGUAGACCUGUUCUGGGAGGUAGAGAGUGUCGGUGGCCCCUACCAGAGGACCAAAGUGGCUUAUAAACUCAGCUCUAUACCACUGAAUGCAGACACUCAUAAAGGUGACCAUGGCGGUGGCAGUGGGCAAAAUGGAGAUGUUGUGGAGGACGAGGUGGAAGAACCAGAAGACACCAGUUUUAACAUCACCGAAGACGUUCUUGUGUUCAACAAGCAUCAUAAAGUAACUGAAGAGUUAGAUACACCAAUCUCCACUCGUACCCGGAGCAGUGAGCACAGGAGGAGGAAGCGAGUCCGUGACGAACAGGAGCCAAAGGGGUUGGAUAGUCGGCCAGAGAAAAUAAACAGGGUGGAAAUAACAGAAGAGGAGAAGAAGGAAUUACACCCUGCUGAUGGUGUAUCAGUUGAAUCAAUGCCUGAGGCUCCUACUGAGACCCUGGUAUCACACAUAGACACACACAGAACUCUGGAAGUGAACUGCAAACAGGCUGAAAAUAACAAAGAGGUUAAGGAGGGUGCAGAUGAGGAGGAUGAAUCCGGUGUGGAGAACAGCUCUGGCAUUGAGGAAGGAGAGGACAUGGAGGUUGAGGAGGUGGCCGAGGAACGCAAAGCUCCGGUACAAAAGGAUGACGCUCAGACUGAGGAUACUCAAGAGGUGCAAGUUGCAGAGCAACAGGAAUCAGCUCCUGCUACUGAGGAUAACCAAGAAAUGGAAAUAGAUCCUGUGGCUCAUCUGAAACAAAAAGAAGAUUCUCCUGCAGCUGAGAAGAAUGGGGUUGCUAACAAGGUACAGAAAGAAGUAGACACAGCUCCUACAGCAGCUCCUGCAGAUAAGAAACAAGAAGUAGCUCCUGUAGAUGAAGAGAAACAGGAAGUAGCACCUGCUGAUGAGGAGGAACAAGAAGUAGCCCAUGAAGCUGAUGAGAAACAGGAAGCAGCUCCGGUUCCCGAGGAGAAUCAAGAAGUAGCUCCUGCAAAUAUGGAAGAAGACAUAGUAGCUCCUGUGUCUGAAGAGGAACAGGAAGGAGCUCCUGCAGCUGAGAAGGAAGACACAGUAGCUGUUGCAGCUGAGGAGCUACAGGAAGGAGAUCCUGUAGCUACAGGAAAAAAAGAUGAAACUACUGUAGAUGUAGAGGAACCGAAAGGUGCUCCUUCAGUUCAGGAGGUACAGGACGUAGGUCCAGAAGUUGUGAAAAAUGAAGUCGAUUCUGCAACUGAAGAGGAACAGGAAGUAGCUCCUGAAAUGGAGAAAUAUCAAGUAGUUUCUUCUGAUGAGGAGGAACAGGACGUAGUUUCUGCAGCCGAAGAUAACGAAGUAGAUCCUCCCACCGAAGAGACGUCUUCUUCACCUGACACCGAUACUGACGGAAUAGAAGGGCAAGAUGAGGCUAUGGAUGUAGUGAAUGAUCUUGUAAUGACCGCCAUUUCUGUAAAGUCUUCUAAAGACGAGGAGAGGCAGCCUUCUGGAGAGAACCAAAACAACACAGUGAUGCCGGAAGAAGAGGAGACAGCUCAGAAAGAGGUCGAGACGGAUGAAGAGGGAGAGGAAAAAAACGUCAACGAAGCUUUUGAUAUUUCAAGGGUUCUUCGAGGAACCAGAACCAAAGUGGUGCCUCCAACCUCCAAACGCACCUCUAAGAGACUGAGCAAGAUGACACUGGAGGACGAAGAGGAAGAACACAGAGAGGCAAAAUUCGUAGAAGAAGACAAGGGAAUGAGCACAGAGGAAGAAAAGGUGACGACAGAGGAGGAGGCAGAGCAUAGUUCAGAAGAGGAGGAGCAUGUACAGGAUCCACCAGUGAUUGAUAAGAGGGUGCUGAGGGGGAAAACCAAAGUGAUCCAGUCCAUGCAGCGAACCAGAGCCAAGCGACGUAGCAAGAUGUGAAAACACACACACACACACACACACACACACACACACAAGUAAACUUGCUCACAGAAUCUCAAAUAACCUGAAAACAGUCGAAUCUCACACACACCCACACACACCCACACACACACACACACACACACACACACACACACACACACACACAGAAAUAGUCAUUUAAAAUGAAAGG
Messenger RNA from Tachysurus vachellii, 2960 nucleotides. RefSeq names its product family with sequence similarity 169 member Ab (gene fam169ab). NCBI's taxonomy places the organism in Eukaryota, Metazoa, Chordata, Actinopteri, Siluriformes, Bagridae. Bases 194 to 2785 code for a protein of 863 amino acids. The transcript has 13 exons. The record is from RefSeq and is a predicted model, not a curated record.